AUGUCCGACCUCAAUCCACAAGGCACCGUUGAACACGAUGAUGAAGGUGAUUCUCAUCCGCUCAUGGCACAGCAUGACUCUUCGAUGACGCUUGAUCCCUUACCGAGAGGUCCACCUCCAAGAAGACGAUUCUGGGAUAGAACCCUUGGAUUGUUCAGGACCAUCAAGGAAGAAGUUUCUAGAGAAAUGUCCGACCGUUCGCUUCGAAAUAAUCCCGAUCCUGACCUGGACUUGGGCUCAGAGAGAUACGUCUCACCACGCAAUACUUCCAAGAAGUUUCCGUCCAACGCCAUCUCCAAUGCGAAGUACAACCCAAUCACAUUCAUUCCGCUCAUCCUUUACGAGCAGUUCAAGUUCUUCUUCAACUUGUACUUCUUGCUUGUUGCGUUGUCACAGAUCAUCCCACAGCUACGAAUUGGCUACUUGUCAUCAUACAUUGUUCCCCUCGCAUUCGUCCUCACCGUCACAAUGAUGAAGGAGGCAGGCGACGACAUCGCCAGAAGAAAGAGAGAUUCAGAACAGAAUAAUGAGCGCUACGAGGUUCUCAACCGCCAAUCUCCCAUCACCCAAGACGUCGCCAUGGUGCAAUCGAAGAACUUGAAAGUGGGCGACUUGGUGAGACUCCACAAGGACCGCAGGAUACCGGCAGACAUGAUUUUGCUUCAGUCCUCCGAUGCUAACGGCGAAGCAUUCAUUAAAACUGACCAGUUGGAUGGUGAGACAGAUUGGAAGCUAAGGGUAGCUUGCAGUCUAACGGACGCAAUCACCGAUAUCAGCAAACUCGUCAACAACAUUUCCCUCAUUGUCGACAAGCCAACAAAAUCUAUUCACAAAUUUGACGGCAAACUUAUUUAUCACCAAAGCUCAGGCAACAACAAGACCAUACCCCUCACUGUUGACCAGACUUUAUGGGCAAACACUGUUCUUGCAUCCGGUACCGCCAUUGGUGUCGUUGUAUACACCGGCGUCGAGACUCGUCAGUCGAUGAACACUACCAUGUCUGGUGUUAAGACAGGGCUCUUGGAAUUGGAAAUCAACAGUUUGUCCAAAAUUCUUUGCAUUACGGUCUUCUUGUUGUCGGUGAUUUUGGUCUUGGCUCACGGAUUCCCAUUGAAGAAAACUUGGUACAUCGACAUACUUCGAUUCUUGAUUCUUUUCUCAACUAUCAUCCCAGUGUCUCUUCGUGUGAAUCUCGACUUGGCCAAAUCAGUCUAUGCAUCUCAUAUUCAAAAGGACAGAGAGAUUCCCAACACCAUCGUCCGGACGUCCACAAUUCCAGAGGAUUUGGGCAGGGUUGAAUACCUUUUGAGCGACAAAACUGGCACAUUGACCCAAAAUGACAUGGAAAUGAAAAAGCUUCAUCUUGGUUCGAUCUGCUACGCCGGUGAUACAUUCGACAUUGUUGCCGACUAUGUCAGCAAGCUUUUGUUCAACGAAGGCUUAGGUGGAUUCGGCUCGAAGAGAAAGGACAUGUCAACCAAAGUAUGUGAAUUGGCACUUGUUCUUGCCUUGUGCCACAAUGUGACACCCACAGAAGAAGACGGUGAGCUCACAUACCAAGCUGCAUCGCCAGAUGAAAUUGCCAUCGUGAGAUUCUGUGAGCAAGUGGGUCUCCGUCUUUUCAAACGUGACAGAAACAACAUAUCCUUGUUGCACCUUGCCACAGGCAAAGAAUUGAACUUUGAGAUCUUGUACAACUUCCCUUUUAAUUCCGAUACGAAGAGAAUGGGUAUCAUUGUCAAGGACUUGGAGCGUGAUGAAAUCACCUUCAUGGAAAAAGGUGCCGACACAGUCAUGGCAAAUAUCGUUAUGGCAACCGAAUGGCUUGACGAGGAAAUCUCCAAUAUGGCUAGAGAAGGCUUGCGUACGCUUGUUAUUGGUCGCAAAAGAUUGAACGCUGGCUUAUACCAACUCUUCAGUAAGGAUUAUGAGGAGGCAUCGUUGUUGAUGACAUCGAGAGAUGCUCAAAUGCAGCGUGUGGUGAGCAAGUACCUUGAAACCGAUGUUGAAUUACUUGGUAUCACUGGUGUGGAAGAUAAGCUCCAAAAGGACGUCAAGACCUCAAUUGAGCUUUUGAGAAAUGCCGGUAUCAAAAUUUGGAUGUUGACAGGUGAUAAAGUGGAAACAGCCAAGUGUGUGGCCAUCAGUGCCAAAUUGGUUGCCAGGGGUCAGUACGUGCAUCAGAUAACCAAGGUCCACAUUGCGGAUACGGCAAUGAGCCAACUUGACUAUCUCGUCAACAACUUCAACUCCUGUCUUCUUAUCGAUGGCGAAUCAAUUGCAUUCUACAUGAAACACUUUCGCCGUGAAUUCAUGGAGAUAGCACUUAGGCUCCCCGCAGUCAUCGCAUGCCGUUGUACUCCACAGCAAAAGGCUGAUAUCGCAUUGGCUAUCAAGGAGCUUACUGGCAAACGGGUAUGCUGCAUCGGUGAUGGAGGUAAUGACGUAAGCAUGAUCCAGUGUGCCGAUGUAGGAGUCGGAAUUGUUGGCAAAGAAGGCAAGCAGGCUUCGCUUUCAGCUGACUUCAGUAUUGACCAAUUCCACUUCUUGCUGAAACUUCUCCUUUGGCAUGGCAGAAACUCUUACAAGAGAUCGGCUAAACUUGGCCAAUUUAUUAUCCACAGGGGUCUCAUUAUCUCGGUUGCACAGGCCAUUUACUCCAUCUCAUCUAAAUUCGAGCCCCUUGCAUUGUAUAAAGGGUGGCUUAUGGUGGGAUACAGUACAUUGUACACUAUGGCACCCGUCUUUUCCCUUACUUUGGACCGAGAUAUCGAUGAAAGGUUGACAAAGAUGUACCCAGAGUUAUACAAGGAGCUCACGUUGGGCAAAUCAUUGUCGUACAAGACCUUUUUCAUGUGGGUGGCCAUUUCAUUAUACCAAGGAGCCAUCAUCCAACUGUUGGCGCAAAUAUUUCACACGGUUGCACCCGAGAAGUUCCUUCCCAUGGUCACCCUCUCUUUCGGAGCAUUGAUCUACAAUGAGCUUAUAAUGGUUGGCUUGACAAUCAACACCUGGAACAAGACAAUGGUGACCACCAUUGUGGUGACGCUCAUGAUCUACAUUGGACUGAUUCCUUUCCUUCCCGAUUACCUCGAUCUAGACUACAUUACGGACUUUUCUUAUUACUGGCAGACAGUGGUGGUGUUGGCUGUGAGCUUGUUCCCAGUGUGGCUUACACAGACGGUGAACCGUAAGCUUAGACCACCAACGUAUGCCAAGGUUCAGCAGGAUUAG
Molecule: messenger RNA, 3234 nt
Organism: Candidozyma duobushaemuli
Lineage: Eukaryota; Fungi; Ascomycota; Pichiomycetes; Serinales; Metschnikowiaceae
Product: putative aminophospholipid-translocating P4-type ATPase
Exons: 1
Coding region: 1-3234 (1077 amino acids)
Biological process (GO): endocytosis; phospholipid translocation; retrograde vesicle-mediated transport, Golgi to endoplasmic reticulum
Cellular component (GO): endosome; trans-Golgi network; plasma membrane
Molecular function (GO): ATPase-coupled intramembrane lipid carrier activity; ATP binding; magnesium ion binding
Source: RefSeq, a predicted model, not a curated record